Messenger RNA from Amaranthus tricolor (Joseph's coat), 3852 nucleotides. RefSeq names its product calcium-transporting ATPase 4, endoplasmic reticulum-type-like. The coding region runs from base 325 to 3513 and encodes 1062 amino acids. Gene Ontology annotation, molecular function: P-type calcium transporter activity; ATP hydrolysis activity; ATP binding. Lineage: Eukaryota; Viridiplantae; Streptophyta; Magnoliopsida; Caryophyllales; Amaranthaceae. Gene Ontology annotation, cellular component: membrane. The record is from RefSeq and is a predicted model, not a curated record. The transcript has 9 exons. Gene Ontology annotation, biological process: intracellular calcium ion homeostasis; calcium ion transmembrane transport.
GCUUUCAUUGGCUCUCAUUAGGUUGAAAAAUAAAUCCGCAAAUCCGUUAAGGGUUAUUUAUGUAAAUUAAAAUCCUUUUAACGAAGAAUAAAACUUCUUUAAGAAAGAAAAUGAAAGUGAAAAUGAAGAGAUAGAAAAGUAAAAUCCAUUGCCAUCCUUUUUUAGAAAAUUCUGAUCGAUUCCUUGAGCGAGGACAUUUCUACACAAAAUUCAGCUUAAUCUGGAUUUUGUUAUUUUCUUCUGGGGAUUUAUAAGCAAUUAUAGGGAUCGAUAUCGAUUACUGUGGAAACUAAUUGAUUUUUCAUAGUUGUCGAGUCGAAGUAGAUGGGGAAGGGAGGGGAGGAUUUUGGAAAAGUAGAGAAUUGUAAUAGUAAGUCUGUUAAAAAUAGUGAUGCUUUUACGCCGUGGUCGAAAGAUGUGAAGGAGUGUGAGAAAAAGUAUGGAGUGAGUCGUGAUUUUGGACUAUCAAGUGAGGAGUAUGAAAAGAGGUUGCAAAUUUAUGGAUUGAAUGAAUUAGAACAACACGAAGGGCCGUCGAUUUGGAGAUUGGUUUUGGAUCAGUUUAAUGAUACAUUAGUUAGGAUAUUGUUAUGUGCGGCGGUUGUUUCGUUUGUGCUAGCUUGGAUUGAUGGAGAUGAAGGUGGUGAGAUGGGAAUUACAGCUUUUGUUGAGCCCUUAGUCAUAUUUUUGAUAUUGAUUGUGAAUGCCAUUGUUGGGGUAUGGCAAGAGAAUAAUGCAGAAAAAGCAUUGGAGGCUUUGAAGGAGAUUCAAUCAGAACAUGCUUCAGUUAUUAGGAAUGGGAAAACGGUACCUAGUUUGCCUGCAAAGGAGCUGGUUCCGGGUGAUAUUGUUGAGCUUAGGGUUGGUGAUAAGGUGCCUGCUGACAUGCGGGUUUUGAGGUUGAUUAGUUCAACAUUGAGGGUUGAGCAAGGCUCGUUAACAGGGGAGAGUGAAGCAGUUAGUAAGACUGUGAAGCCUGUUGCUGAAGAUUCAGAUAUUCAGGGGAAGAAAUGUAUGGUUUUUGCUGGGACAACUGUUGUUAAUGGGCACUGUAUUUGUUUGGUUACACAUACAGGGAUGAAUACUGAGAUUGGUAAAGUACACUCGCAGAUUCAAGAAGCUGCAGAAAACGAGGAGGUUACUCCUUUAAAGAAGAAGUUGAAUGAAUUUGGUGAAGCUUUGACCGCAAUAAUUGGUGUUGUUUGUGCAUUGGUUUGGAUGAUUAAUGUGAAGUAUUUCCUUACCUGGGAAUAUGUUGAUGGGUGGCCAAAGAAUUUUAAAUUUUCAUUUGAGAAGUGUACUUAUUACUUUGAGAUUGCUGUGGCAUUGGCAGUUGCUGCUAUUCCUGAAGGUUUACCAGCAGUUAUAACAACAUGCUUAGCUCUUGGUACUCGAAAGAUGGCUCAAAAGAAUGCUUUAGUCAGGAAAUUGCCUAGUGUGGAGACUCUGGGAUGUACAACUGUUAUCUGUUCUGACAAAACUGGUACCUUGACCACCAAUCAGAUGGCUGUGGCAAAGCUUGUAGCCAUGGGGCCGAGGACGCAAAUUACUCGAACCUUCAAUGUGGAUGGAACCACCUAUAAUCCUGCUGAUGGUGUUAUACAUGAUUGGCCUGCUGAUAACAUGGAUCAAAAUCUUCAAAUGAUUGCUAAAGUUGCGGCUCUUUGCAAUGAUGCUGGGAUCGAACAAUCAGGAAAUCAUUUUGUUGCAAGUGGUAUGCCAACUGAGGCUGCGUUAAAGGUUAUGGUUGAGAAAAUGGGGUUGCCCAAUGGGUUACAGCGUGGUUCUUCAAGUUCAAAUGAUUUGUUGUGUUCUUGUAGGGCAUGGGCUACCAUAGAACGCCGUAUAGCCACUUUAGAGUUUGAUCGUGAUCGUAAAUCAAUGGGUGUCAUCGUCUCUUCAGUAUCUGGGAAGAAUUCAUUGCUGGUGAAGGGUGCUGUUGAAAAUUUACUUGAGAGGAGCUCCUUUAUACAGUUGCUCGAUGGUUCUAUUGUAGAGCUGGAUCAGGUUACCAAGAACUCUAUUCUGGAGAGUCUUCACAAAAUGUCUGCCAGUGCUUUGCGUUGUCUAGGAUUUGCAUACAAAGAAGAUCUUGGAGUUUUUGCCAACUAUGAUGGGGAGGAGCAUCAUGCUCAUGAACUUCUACUUAAUCCAUCCAAUUACUGUAGCAUUGAGAGCGAUCUCAUCUUUGUUGGCUUUGCUGGCAUUCGAGAUCCUCCUCGUAAAGAGGUGCGCCAAGCAAUUGAGGAUUGCCGAGCUGCCGGCAUUAGAGUCAUGGUUAUUACAGGAGAUAACAAGAAUACAGCAGAAGCUAUCUGUCGCGAAAUAGGAGUGUUUGAGUCGGAUGAAGACAUCAACUCAAGAAGUUUAACAGGACGAGACUUCAUGAAGCUCAUUGAUAAGAAGAGCCAUCUGAGAAAGACUGGAGGUCUUCUUUUCUCCAGGGCUGAACCUAGGCAUAAGCAAGAAAUUGUGAGGUUGCUUAAAGACGAUGGUGAAGUGGUUGCCAUGACUGGUGAUGGAGUCAACGAUGCACCAGCCUUGAAGUUAGCUGAUAUUGGCAUUGCGAUGGGCAUUUCUGGAACUGAGGUAGCGAAAGAAGCAUCUGAUAUGGUGUUGGCAGAUGAUAAUUUCAGCACGAUAGUUGCUGCUGUCUCUGAAGGUCGAUCAAUCUACAACAACAUGAAAGCCUUUAUCAGGUAUAUGAUAUCUUCGAAUAUUGGUGAGGUCGCAUCCAUUUUCCUUACUGCUGCUUUGGGUAUUCCAGAAGGCCUCAUUCCUGUUCAGCUUCUAUGGGUCAAUCUUGUUACUGAUGGUCCCCCUGCGACAGCUUUAGGAUUUAAUCCUCCGGACAAAGAUAUAAUGAAAAAACCUCCCAGAAAGAGUGACGAUUCUUUGAUCAACGCCUGGAUUGUGUUCCGAUACUUGGUGAUCGGGCUUUACGUUGGGUUGGCAACUGUUGGAAUUUUCAUCAUUUGGUAUACACAUGGCUCAUUUUUCGGCAUUGAUCUUAGCCAGGAUGGCCACACUCUUGUGAGCUAUUCGCAGCUUGCAAACUGGGGUCAGUGCCGAUCAUGGGAUAAUUUCAGCAUUUCACCUUUCACUGCCGGAGCCCAGACAUUCAGCUUUGAUGCCGAUCCCUGUGAUUACUUCCAAACCGGAAAAAUAAAGGCAAUGACCCUUUCUCUCUCUGUGUUGGUCGCCAUCGAGAUGUUCAAUUCGCUUAAUGCUCUUUCUGAAGACGGAAGCCUCUUGUCGAUGCCACCAUGGGUUAACCCCUGGUUACUUUUGGCCAUGUCCGUCUCAUUUGGAUUGCACUUCCUUAUUCUCUAUGUGCCCUUCCUUGCCAAAAUAUUUGGCAUUGUCCCUCUUAGCCUGAAUGAAUGGCUACUUGUGUUGCUUGUUGCUUUACCGGUCAUUUUAAUUGAUGAAGUCCUAAAGUUCAUCGGACGAUGUACUUCUGGAACUCAGAGUUCAAGAUCCCAAAGAACGUCAAAAUCUAAGUCAGAGUGACAAAGAUGUGGCUGUUUUCAGCACGUUUGGGUGGUUCAACGUAGAAGCUUCCAGAGGUUUGGGUAAAAGCAACAAAUUUCAGUUCCUCUUGAGCUUGGGUUGUUCUCAAAUUCUGAAGAUUUAGUGGAUUAAGUAGAAUCUAAAUUAAAAGUAUUUAUAGGAGAUUUUGAAUAGGGGAAGGAACAGUUGUGUUUCAUCUUUUGCUCAACCAAACAUUAAGUUAUGUCAUGUCAUGGCUGAUUUAAAUUUUUGUUUUAACUACUAUAUAAUGUAAGUUGUAUUUUGUUGAACAAGCCUGGAAAUCGGUUCAUUAUUAGCAACAAAGCCUCUUUUUCCUUA